Molecule: messenger RNA, 2669 nt
Organism: Cherax quadricarinatus
Lineage: Eukaryota; Metazoa; Arthropoda; Malacostraca; Decapoda; Parastacidae
Source: RefSeq, a predicted model, not a curated record
CAGUAGUACCAGUUACCAGUAACCAGUUACCAGUAGAUGACUCACUACCAACCGUCUGUGUGAAUCACUGACUGUUAUUCAUGUUGCUGCUGACCAUAGCAUAUUUUUGAAUGCCUCACCCGCUAGGCACUGGUGGGUCAGUCUGAGAUAGGGAGCAGAGAGAGAGGCAGGUCGGCUGUUGGCGCUUCCCACACUUCCCGUUAUAUAUUAUACGUACAAACCAGCCUACGUGAGUAUUUUUACCCCAUCCACGUUAUCGAACCCACAUGACACACGUGGGUACAUUUAACUCGUACAUUCUGUACAUAUAUCUCGUUCUAUCUGUGUAUAAAAGGCCGGUAGCUGUUACUGUGUUCGUUUUACAGGAUGAGCUGAGACUGCAGUCUUACCGACGUCCAGUGUACGUACCUAUCCCUGUCUACCAGCCCCUGCAGCAGCCCCAGCAAGGAGCACCCCAGAGUGGUCAGCUGCCCCAGCAAGGCCACCUUCCUCAGUAUAGCCAGUCCCAGCUGCCUCAGCACAGCCAGCUGUUGCAACCCGGGCAGUCCCAGCUGCAUCGCCACAAGCUGCCCCAGCACGGUAAGUCACAGCUGCCCCAAUACAGCCAGCCGCUUCAACAAGGCCAGCUGCCUCAGUACGAGCAACCCCAGCACAGUCAACUGCUGCCACCUGGCCAGCCCCAGCACAGCAAGCCCCAGUACAGCCAGCAGCUACAGACCACACUCGCAGAGCAAACCCAUCUGUCCCACUUUCCAUCCGCACAAUACAACCCAUUCCAGAGUUCAGGAGCUUCCAGAUCCCGUCGUGAGGCUGGGCUGUCUCCCGAGCACCUCAAGAACCUCAAGACUCUUAUCAUUGCUAAGAUCAGCAACAUUACCUGCGUCCUCAGGGAGCUCAAGCUGUUGGCCUCCAACAACCUGCCCAACUACUCUUACAUAGGAAAGGAGUUGUUAAGCCUCCCCGUGGAGGACGGCCUCAAGGCUGACCUCGGAGAGGCACUGCAAGAGUGCCGUGACCUCUCACUGUGUCUCCCCGUCCACAAAGACAAGCAUCCCAUCAACAAGGAGCUGGGCACUGUUCUCUCCUUCCUCAAGUGUAUGGCCAGGAAGAAGGUGGCUGUCUGCAUGAAGGCUGACCUCCAAAAGCACGCUGAGAAGACAGGCUGGGGCGGUGAGGACAGCAGUUACCUCUUCCUGGCCUCCUCUGGCCUCAUCAGUGGCCGCGAACACGACCCACUCUCUCUCAUGGAGGACAUCGGUGACAUGAUCUUCAGUACUGGUCCCUUUGACUUGUAGGAUCUUGUGUUGUGGACCUUGUGGUUCACCAGAGGUGGAGCAGUGGUCCGUCUGAGUUGGGGUAGUGGUCCAUCUGAGAUGGGACAGUGGUCCAUCUGAGUUGGGGUAGCGGUCCAUCUGAGAUUGGGUAGCAGUCCAUCUGAGAUGGGACAGUGGUCCAUCUGAGAUAGAGCAAUGAUCCAUCUGAAGUGGGCUAAUGGUCCAUUUGAAUGGGUAGUGGUCCAUCUGUGGUGGGGGUAGUGUUUCAUCUGAGGUUUGGUAUUAGUCCAUCUGAGGUGGGGGAAGUGGUCCACUUGAGCGAAGUAAUGGUCCUUUUGAGAUGGGGGCAGAGAUACCCAAUUAAAAUCUAAGAGUGGGUUAUAAAAGAGAAAGUCUGAGUUACUUUAAAGUAAGAUGAAAGAACCAUCUGAUGUGGGCCAAAACUUAAGGUAGGUCGUAGAUCCUCUUAAGGUGGGUCGUAGAUCCUCUUAAGGUGGGGUCGUAGAUCCUUUUAAGGUGGGGACGUAGAGCCUCUUAAGGUGGGGUCGUAGAUCCUUUUAAGGUGAGAUCGUAGAUCCUUUUAAGGUGGGGUCAUAGAACCUCUUAAGGUGAGGUCGUACCUCUUAAGGUGAGUCGUAGAUCCUUUUAAGAUGGGGUCGUAGAUCCUUUUAAGGUGGGGUCGUAGAGCCUCUUAAGGUGGGAUUGUAGAGCCUCUUAAGGUGGGAUUGUAGAGCCUCUUAAGGUGGGUCGUAAUCCUAUUAAGGUGGGUCGUAGAUCCUUUUAAGAUGGGGUCGUAGUUCCUCUUAAGAUGGGGUCUUAUAUCCUCUUAAGGUGGGUCGUAGAUCCUCUUAUGGUGGGGUCGUAGAAUUUUUUAACAAGAGGUCGUAGAGCUUCGUUACUACACAAUCUGAAGCUCAAACAUCAAUCAACUACACAAUUUCACCCCCGUGACAGAUUGUUGAUGGUUAACACCUGGCACUGUUAGUGAGCUCACAAAACGUCGCAGCUCAGAUGUUGCAACUCACAAGAUGUUGCAACUCAUAAGAGCUGACAACCCCUAGACAUUUGAGCCGCAAUAUGUUUGCAAACCAGCAUCUAGUAAGAUCAUUGAUGCUCGGCGGAUGUGUAGCGGUGUUUGCGUGAGCAAACACAAAGAAAAUGCUUUCAACAUCUGCAGAUUGAACAUCACCUAGAUCACACUUGUGUUAUUUUCAUAGGUGUUUUUAUGUUUCUGAACAAUAUGCAAAAUGUGAACUAAAUUUUUGUCAAGUGAUUUAUAUGAGCUGGAAGAAAAUGAAUGAUUUUUGUGUGUGUACAGAUGGACAACAAAAGCCUACAAGUGGCCAUUAAAUAAUGUAUUAAAAUGUUAAAAAAUACAAAUAAAAGUAGAUUUAC